Messenger RNA from Aspergillus sclerotioniger CBS 115572, 1212 nucleotides. RefSeq lists its product as uncharacterized. The record is from RefSeq and is a predicted model, not a curated record. NCBI's taxonomy places the organism in Eukaryota, Fungi, Ascomycota, Eurotiomycetes, Eurotiales, Aspergillaceae. The transcript has 6 exons. The coding region runs from base 1 to 1212 and encodes 403 amino acids.
AUGGCUCACCAACCCCACGAUAUCUGCUGGGACGUGGCAGCCUCCAGACUCACAUACCGGUCACCAGAAAGCAUUGACUCAGAAUACCCCACAAACUUCUAUGUACUUGUCGAACCAAAGGAGAUCAGAGAACUACACGCCUUUGCAGAGUCCUUUGCUCGAAACAUCGAGGAACAUACGCAGAAUGAGCGGCAGAAAUACAAAGAGACAUACGAGCCACCAAGCCCAGACGAUGUCAUUGUCGACGACAGAAUAGCGCGCAAGAUCACUCCAACUGUUAACAAAUGGCGUCGGGCAUAUAACUGGGAGUUCGCCGAUGGUAUCAAAGAAGGUAAACAGAUUUGCCAACAUUAUCACACUGACCGCAUUACGGACUGUGGAUGCGCGCUGCCCUUCAGGAAAAGGAAAGCAUCUGCUUUUUUUCCGCCAGGAUUUUACAAUCUCCAGCUACUCGAGACACUCCUUACAUAUGUGUGCUCAUAUCCCGACACAGGGUACGAGAGAUGGAAGAGAAUUAACGCGUGUCGUUGCUCUCCCACCGACCUUGGCUGGGACCAGGUCUUCGAAAUUGCCUUACAUGCGUACAUCGGCUUGAACAUUGUGUAUUGCUUUCCGGAGCUGUGUGUCCCAAAGCCCCACCCACAACAUCCAGGGGCACACAAAAACAAAAGAAAAAGGGAUUACCGCGACACCAAGUUAUAUCAGCGGAUGUUGAAGUAUUGCGCACUGUCUUCUGAAAAUGAAGUACCAAGGUACCUACAUCGACAAUUCUUUGGUAUUGCAGACGAUCACUUCACAUAUUGCGAUACGGUUUACUACGAAUACAAUUAUGCCUGGUCCGAAAAGUUCUCGAAGAGCGACAAACCCAAAAGAGGUAGGAUAUCCAGGAAAAACAUGACAUCGGGAAACCCCGAUCAGCCUGAUAAGCCCAGACCAUAUCUCCCACUGAGAUCGGACAUCUUACAAGUCUUGAAUAUGUUGCGCAUCAAAGGACUACCUCAGGAACUGAUCCUGGAAGUGUUGGUCUUGGAAGAUUACGAUACGCCACGACGUAUACUUCCCGAACUGAAAAGGUAUCUGGCUGACUGUUGGCUACUCAUGGUGCGAUGCAAUAUGUUUGCCAAAGCAGUGGGGGCUGAUAUUGAUUGGAAGGCUCAGGUGAUGGAAUGUUUUCAGAGACUUUUGUCCCAUGUGGAUGAGAAUAAAAAAUAG